GGUUGACAGGAUGUUGUCCCCGAAAUCGGCCAACUGUGAAUGAGCGAAGCCUGGACUUGAAUACUCAAAUUUCAAAGUGGUUCAAAGUUCGUCACCGGAGCCCACUUCCUCUGUCACGUUUUGAAUUCAGUAUGAAAUAUUUGUGUCAACAUCCUCGAACACUCUGGAGCACAACAAGACGCUUAUAAACCUGGCUUCCCUCACGUGUUCCUCAGUAUCCUGCAUCGCUUGCGCGAAAGCCAAUGAAUUCUCCUUCGGACGAAAAUAAGAAACAGCAAAACGAAGAAUCCUCCACGCCAGAAGGUGAAACGAAUGUGCUGGAAGCGAGUACGGUGAAGUGUUUUCCCGCUGUCAAACGCAGUUUUCGUCAAAAACAGUGUAACUGGAGGUGGAGAUGGAAAUACUUCACCAGGGCUCUACAGCCAAUAUCAGAGCAAGGGGAAAAUACAAAAGAUGACGCAAGUAAAGUUGAUGAGAAUGGUGUAAACUCAGCUGUUGAUGGUGGCAUUGAAACUAGUUCAGAUUCCCUAGAAACAAAGGAGCAAGAAAAUCUAGAUUCAAAUAAUCAGCAUCUAGUGGACUGUAGACAUAAUGUUUACAAUGACAACAAUUGUGAUGACAGUAGAGAAACGGUUCAAUCUAAGGAAGACUACAGUGCUUGUAUCAAACUAAUAGAAAAGUUCCAGGAGGCAGUAUUAGACAAUGCAGUAAGAAUAAUACAAGCUGCUUACAAGCGGUUCAGGGAAAGACGUAGAUUUCUGAAGCUAAAGAAAUCAGCGACAGUUAUUCAAAGGUGUGCAAGACGAUGGCUUGUACUAAGGCACUCUAAAGGAUUACCUGCUCUCCAGUCUACAAAACCUGAAUGUGAACAUGAUAAUGGAGUACAAAAGAGCUGUUGUAAUGACAGUAAGCAGGAGAGAGAAGUUUUCUCCCAUCAUAUUGAAAGCGAAGAUCAGGUAAAAGAAAGACAAUCAGUGGAGUCAGAUAGUUUUGAUGGUGACAGAGCAGACUCUUUGUGGACUCAGGAAGAGUUAGAAAAAGAUGUUGAUGGUGCACCAGAAUCAACGUUGGAGGAACAUGACCAGUUUGAAAACUCUUUUGAAAAUUUUGAUGCAGUGUCUUUGUCUGGAAGCACUGAAAACCUCAGCGACGCAGAAGUGAGCAUCAAUCAAGGUGAAGAGAUUGCCUUUACAAGUGACCCAGACUCACUAUCAUUAGCUGACAGUGGAAUUGACAUGGGCUCUGAUACUACCCAGGAAGUAGCGGUCAUUGAUGACUGCGAAUGUUCCAAGUUUGAAAAUACAUCACCGCUUGAAAAAGCAGUUUUGCACCAAAAAUGAGGUGAAUUAAACCCUUGUUGCUUUUCAAACUAUGUACAGUGAAACCCUGAUAUAACAAAGCAUGGCUUGUUAAGAUUUGAUGUUGGUGGCUGCUCUGGGGAGCACCUUUCAGCAAGCAAUACAUUAAGGCUGGUUUUCACUAGCGAUGGAGUCACAGUCAGAGUUGUAAGAAUGCUUACAACCUUGUGAAAACUGUAAAUUUGAGUCGUAAGCCGGGUCAUAAAGAUUUCCUUCCGAUUCCACUUACGACUCCAACACCUAUGAUCCAGUGAAAACUAGAUUGUUGGAGUUGGAAACAGAAACGGAGGAACCAACCAAUUGCAAUGCCUGGAAUCAAGCAUUGUGAUUGGCUUAUUCUUCAGCUUCUGCUUGCAACACCGACAAUCUAGUUCCCACUAGAUAUGAAAUUAUGCAAAGAUUUUAUUAUAUAAAGGUUUGCUAUGCCAGGGUUCCACCGUACUUGGACCUUUCUAGUCCCAGCACAAAUUAUAACUCUCCUUCCCUAAAUUCUUGAUCUUUUGUUGAAAUUGCAGGGAGGAAUUAAAUAUUAAUCAGUCUUGGGACUUGAAUGGUUUUGAGGGCUAGGUUGGCCUUAUUCUAAUAUUUCUUUUCUUCUGCAUUGAUGACAAAAAAUGAAGGCAUUGGUGGUAUUUUGCCGUCUGGUUUGAACUUCUCUAGUUUUGACCAUUCAUGCAUGUUUCAGUUUGGCAUCCCUGUUUUCUUUUGUGUAAUACUAUCACUGCAAACUAUUAUUUUUCAAAUUGAAGACCACUUUACAUGCUACCAAAAUACAACUUAACAUGUAGCACAAUCAAGCCCCUUUCAAUCAGUUGGGGUGUAGGAACAGAAUCUUGUGGGUUGUCUUUUCUUAGGCAUUCACUGAUCAAGACCAUGAAAAACAUACUAUUCUAAACAAUUAUUGUUAAUACUAGAUUCUCUAUACAAGAAUGUUAUUCCUUAUUCAAUUUUAUCCACAUACAAGAUAAUAAUUAUUGUCUAUCAUAGCUGUUAUACUAUUGCUACUGUACUAUGCAGCUUUGUGUAUAAUUUGCACAAAAUAAUUCCCACACCUUAUGUUGCAACAUAGCAUGUCGUGACAUGGGUGGGAGGCGCAAGUUCGGGCUUUUAGCCAGAAUUUGAAAAGUGGCCGUCCAAAAUGUGCUAUGGGGCCUGCUCAAACAAACAAUUUAUAAGGCAACAUAAGAAAAAUAAGACACGCAGACACCCAUCUGGCUAAAAACCUGCACAAGGUUGAUAUGUUGAUUGAGAGGUUUGGGGCUUUUUCCUAGGACCAUGACUAAUGCAAUGAUGUUUGUAAGUGUAAAUAUAAUUGCAUUUCUGUGGCAUGUGCUUUGCAUUGAAUUUCAUUGCAUUACAUUUUAUUAUAUAGACACUAGUGUUUUACUAUACACCGCUCGUAAAAUUCAUGAGGAACUACUUCUGGGAUCCAAGUGGCAUAAUUUCCAUAUCUUCAGUAGUGAGGAUAUCAAUUGCAUCAUUUCUUACCUUUUUCACGGUUGUUUUUGCAAACGGUCGGUCAAAAUGGCAAGCAAUGGAUUAGUCUAUAUAUAAUAAAAUUAGUCUCUAUAUAAUAAAAAGAAGAGUACAUGGUGGCUUGAAGAUAUGAAUUUUAUUUUCUUGUGUUAAAACAACAUUUUACUUGUUUUACUCCUUCAUGUAAUGUUGUUCUAACCACUUAGAAAUAAAAUUUGUGUCUUUGUGCCGCCAUGUAAUAUCCUCUAUGUGUUUUAUGCCUUUACAGUGUUCUUUCUUCAUUGCCAUUUGAUUUUACUUGUAUUUGCACUUAAAAACAUUUUCUCCUGGACUCCUGAGGGACUACUCACCUUUUUCUCAGAAAGCGGGUCAUUUUGGUGAUUUUCUGUCGGGUAAAGCUAUUUUUUUUCAGGCAGCAUUAUGUUGAGCGGCUGGAGGCUAAGUGAAUUUUUUUUUCAGUGCUGUGGUUUAGUGAGGAAGAUUCUACGGUGUGGGAAAAUGUUGCUUUGCAAUCAAAUGUUCACUAUUAGUAUAUAAUAUUUUAAAGAAAAUGCAAAUUGAUGUGCAAGUUCAUUGUCAAGUUGUGCAACAAUUAUUACAACAAAGAUUGUGAAACUUGGACAUCGUUUAAUAUAAGUUCUUUUGAUACAUUAUUCAGUCUACAUUUUUGGUUAAGUAAUUUAGAUUAGGGGCAACAGGAGCAAGAAAACCCCAAUCUGGCAUUUUGAGAUCUUUAAUUAAGAGUUUGGUGUAGUUGACUACUGUCAUCGUAUCCUCAUCAUUAUACUUCUGUUACAAGUGAUUCUCGUCAUUAUCGUUGGUGGGUUCUCUCCUUUCUCCAAGGCCGUCUUCGUCCAAUUUGAAUAUGCCCACAGGUCCCAGCUGCAGAUGAAGCUUACUUUGUACCUUCUGAAGGGCCUGUAGAGAGUGUAGGUGUGCAAAGUGGCAUGCUGCCUGCCACAUUCUUUGAGAGAAAGGAGAAAGCUUAACCACGAAUUUGACCAAGAAAAGACAGUUUGACUCCCUUGCAAAGCAUUUUUGUGUGACAGUAAGCUUCAAUUUACAUUCAGAUGAUUGCUCUGAAUCUUCCAGAAAUCUUCAUUGUUCUACCAAAAAGAUUAUCUUGUUUUCUUGUUCCCAUUGCUAUUGAUAGUUAUACUUUACAAAUUAAGCUUCAUUGUAGAUUAGGUUUUUUUUUAACAUUUUUUUAAAAUAAUUGUAUUGAAAUUUAAGUUUGGCAAAUGUUUGCCAAAAUUUUUGAAAUAAUAUUUCGCCAGCAUGGCCAAGAGAAAUGUGAAUGUUCCAACAUUUGCAAAAAUAGAGCUUUAAAUAUUGUUGAAUUUGAAAAAUCGUGUAUAAAAAUGGUUCUUGCAUAUUCAUUCCCAAGUUUGCUUGCAACCAGAAU
This is a messenger RNA of Orbicella faveolata, 4239 nucleotides long. RefSeq lists its product as uncharacterized. NCBI's taxonomy places the organism in Eukaryota, Metazoa, Cnidaria, Anthozoa, Scleractinia, Merulinidae. Gene Ontology annotation, molecular function: protein binding. The record is from RefSeq and is a predicted model, not a curated record.